Molecule: messenger RNA, 1194 nt
Organism: Giardia duodenalis
Lineage: Eukaryota; Fornicata; Diplomonadida; Hexamitidae
Product: Kinase, CMGC RCK
Exons: 1
Coding region: 1-1194 (397 amino acids)
Biological process (GO): intracellular signal transduction; protein phosphorylation
Cellular component (GO): cytoplasm; nucleus
Molecular function (GO): ATP binding; protein serine/threonine kinase activity
Source: RefSeq, a predicted model, not a curated record
AUGGAAAACUACACUGUAAUCACGGAGCUCGGCUCUGGAAACUAUGGAACAGUUUACAAAGCGCGUGAAAACAAAAAGGGAACCCUUGUUGCCAUCAAGCAUAUGAAGCAGAAAUAUAAAUCAUGGUCAGAGUGUGUCACUCUCAAGGAGGUUAAGUCCUUGAUUAGAAUGAAGGAGCAUCCUAACAUCGUAAAACUGAUGGAGGUCGUGCGGCAAAAGGAAGAUCUCUAUUUUGUCUUCGAGUACAUAAACUCGGGAAACCUGUUCGACUUCGUUGUUCAGCAGCGCUCUGCGGGCAUCAAGAUAAGUGAGCUAGUAGCAAAGGACCUAGUUAGGCAGAUCCUAGAAGGCUUGGAGCAUAUCCACCGCAAUAAUUACAUGCACAGAGACCUUAAGUGUGAGAAUAUUCUUGUUUCGGACGACGGUACUGGGACACGAUGCGUCAAGAUAGCGGAUCUCGGAUGUGCCAAGUCCCUCUUGGAGCGUCCUCCACAUACAGUCUACGUGGGAACAAGAUGGUACAGAGCAGUGGAGCUUUUCCUUAAAGAUUCAAGCUACAGCGCAAAGAACGAUAUAUGGGCAUGUGCGUGCAUUCUCUGCGAGAUACUGCUGAUGAAGCCUCUGUUCCCGGGGGCUAACGAUAUAGAUAUGCUCAAUCUGAUCACCUCGACACUAGGGUCACCUACGCGAGAGGAUUGGCCUGCAGGAUAUGCAUUGGCUGAGCGAAUAGGAUACAAGUUUCCGCGCGCUACGCAGUCUAGGCAGGAGAAACUCCGAUAUCUAUUCCCCAAUGUCACGGAAGACUGCAUCAACCUUCUCUCCCGUAUGUUUGAGUUUGAUCAAAAUAAGCGUCUCAGUGCCCAGGAUUGUCUCCGGCACCCGUGGUUUGUCAACACAUGCCCUACAACAGCUGCUGCUUCUGCGUCCUCAAGUUUCGUUGGGACUACAGGCGUGGGAGGUGAUGAUGCCAGUACAGAGGGACUUAGUGUAGCUCGGAACGCCCUUCAGCGAGCGACUCGGGCAACAGAUCUCAACCUAGAUUUGCUCAAUGGGGGCAAUCCGUAUGCACAUGGAGAUAUUCUGCCGAGCUAUGCCCAGAAAAAGGCCAAGACAACUAAGGAGUUGAUCGAGCUGGACCACAAUGAUGAGCUACAUGACAACAAUAUGCUAGAUAUGAUAGAUGACAUGUUCUAG